This is a messenger RNA of Morone saxatilis (striped sea-bass), 1340 nucleotides long. It is a transcript of the gene hdac8, whose product is annotated as histone deacetylase 8. Lineage: Eukaryota; Metazoa; Chordata; Actinopteri; Moronidae. The record is from RefSeq and is a predicted model, not a curated record. Gene Ontology annotation, molecular function: histone deacetylase activity.
GGUUUUAUAUGUGAUUGUGUUUGUAUGAAAGGUAUAAACAAAGUUGAGUCGAGAAAAAACAAAAUAAAAAAAUUCUACUAUGUUGACUGGAAAUGUUUGAAUUCGGGAAGUAGUUAAAUAAUCUAAAACAAUUAAAUGAUAAAAGUUAAAAAAAAUCAUCUAAAACCUUUAAAAAACGUUAGCGACUACAAAAUAUGGCGAAAAGACUACAACAAAUCCCAGAAUGCUUUUCGCUCCGCCUGCGUUCCACUCUAAAAUAACGUCCGCGGGCGGAACGUUAGUGACCGUUAUGAAGCAGCUCUCUGUUUGUCACUCGCUACCAAAAACCCUUCAUUAAAUCCUCCUUUUAAACGAUGAAUAAAAUAUAUCUGUAUUUAUAUUUGUUUGUGUAUUUUUUUUUUUAUCAUGUAUCAUCUUCGCGCCAACCGAGAGCUGAACCGACUUUACCGGGCGGGUCACGGACUGUUGACGGUGUAACACCCAGACAUUAAGAAAGAAGCAGCAGCAGACAUUUCUCUCUCUCUCUUCUCCUCUUUCUCCGUUAAAUUUAGCUUUUAUUUUCAAUUCCCCGCUGAAAUAAAUCACAUUUUUAAUCCGUCAAUGAGUCGCAGAGGAGACAGCGACGAUGACAGCUGCAGUAAACGGAGAGUGGCGUACGUGUACAGCCCGGAAUACAUCGAGACCUGCGACUCUUUAUCCAAAGUACCGAACCGGGCGAGUAUGGUCCACUCACUGAUAGAAGCCUAUGGACUCCUUAAACACAUGAGCGCCAUAAAACCUCAGCUGGCCACCAUAGAGGAAAUGGCCAAGUUCCACACAGACUCUUACCUGGAGCAUCUUCACAAGAUCAGCCAGGACGGAGACAACGACGACCCCCAGUCAGUCGACUACGGCCUGGGUUACGACUGCCCAGUGGUGGAGGGGAUAUUUGACUACGCGGCAGCAGUAGGGGGCGCUACACUGACAGCAGCCCAGUGUCUCCUGGACCAAAAGUGUGACGUGGCCAUCAACUGGGCGGGGGGGUGGCACCAUGCCAAGAAGGAUGAGGCGUCUGGGUUCUGCUACGUGAACGACGCCGUGUUGGGAAUCCUCCGACUGAGGGAGAAAUACGAGAGAGUCCUCUAUGUGGACGUUGACCUGCAUCACGGAGACGGUGUGGAAGAUGCCUUCAGCUUCACAUCCAAAGUCAUGACCGUUUCUCUGCACAAGUUCUCUCCUGGAUUCUUCCCAGGUACGGGCGACCUGUGCGACACAGGGCUGGGUAAAGGUCGUUGGUACGCCGUGAACGUCCCGCUGGAGGACGGCAUCAAAGAUGACAGAUACUACCAGAUUUUUACCAG